Molecule: messenger RNA, 2497 nt
Organism: Xenopus laevis (African clawed frog)
Lineage: Eukaryota; Metazoa; Chordata; Amphibia; Anura; Pipidae
Gene: nsun5.L
Product: NOP2/Sun RNA methyltransferase 5 L homeolog
Exons: 10
Coding region: 77-1555 (492 amino acids)
Biological process (GO): rRNA base methylation
Cellular component (GO): nucleolus
Molecular function (GO): RNA methyltransferase activity; methyltransferase activity; rRNA (cytosine-C5-)-methyltransferase activity
Source: RefSeq, a predicted model, not a curated record
UUUUUUUUUUCCCCAAAGCAAACUUUAUUGACUGUUGACAAAAGUGUAAUGACCUACAUCCGGGACUUGGAGAAGCAUGGCUGUGUAUCAGGCAGCGGCUGGUAUCUUGGAGAAGCUUCAGCGCAAGGAAGGGGCAGUGAAAACUCUUGUGUAUGAUAGUGGUUUUAAGAAUGUACGGCGGCUGUAUGCACUUGUAUGUGAGACUUUGAGAUAUGCGUCAGCACUUGAGGACAUAAUAACAAGCUCAGAGUUGUUACGUGGGACUAAGAAAUUUCCUCUCAGCUUGGCUACGGUUCUAGUAUAUGACCUUCUGUUUGGAAAGGGACUACAGUGUGGUGGACGAUGGAAAGCCGUGAUCCUUAGCCAUAAGGCACGACUGCAGGCUGAGUUGGCACGGCUGAAGGUGAAAAAGAAGGUCAGCAGCAAUGAGGAUUUGGUGGUCUCUCUUAGGGGUGCAGCUGUGGGCCCUGCUCUACCACGCUAUGUUCGUGUGAACACAAUUAAGACCUGCAUGAGUGAUGUGAUUGCUUACUUUAAACGCCGUGGUUACACGUACUUGGGCAAAGCACGCAGUAUUGAGGAGUUGGCAGAGCUUGGUCAAAAGAAAGGAAAGCGAUUUCUGCAAGACCUGCAUGUCCCAGAUCUAUUGGCCUUCCCUCCUGGUACAGACCUGCACAAGGACUCUUUAUACACAGCGGGUCAUAUCAUACUUCAGGACAAGGCUAGUUGUCUCCCAGCACUGCUCCUGGACCCUCCAGUGGGUUCCCAUGUGAUUGAUGCCUGUGCUGCUCCUGGAAACAAAACAAGCCAGUUGUCGGCAAUAAUACAGAACAAGGGAAAAGUAUUUGCAUUCGAUCUGGAUACCAAGCGCUUGGCCACAAUGAGCACGUUGCUUUUGCGAGCUGGAGUAAUUUGCCAGGAGCUUGCCAAUCAGGACUUCUUGACAGUCAGUCCAGAGGACCCCAAAUACCAGAAAGUCGGCCAUAUCUUGGUGGACCCAUCAUGCAGUGGAUCUGGAAUUCCUGACCAAAUGAGGAUCCUGGCAGAUAAGGAAGAGUCGGCAAAGUCUGAGAGGCUGGAGGCGUUGUCAGGUUUCCAGCGCCGCGCUUUGUCCCAUGCCCUUAGUUUCCCAAAUGUGCAGCGGGUUGUCUACUCCACCUGCUCCAUCCACCAACAGGAGAAUGAGGAGGUGGUAAGGGACGUCCUGGAGCAGCACCCACAUUUCAGUUUGAUAGAUGCUCUCCCAUCAUGGCCCAUGCAUGGACUCAACAUCUUCCCAGGCUCCAGUUGCUGCUUGCGUGCUACUCUAUCAGACACUCUUACCAAUGGCUUCUUUGUUGCUGUUUUUCAGCGAAAGAAGAAAGUGAAUGAGAGCCAUCUUCCGGAGAUACCCGAGGAGACGACACCUACCUGUGAUGUGGAAAUGCCAAACAAUGAGCUGGAGAUCAUACAAAAUAAUGGAAAAGAAGCAGAGACUGAGCUGAUGAAGAUUGCUCACAAAAAGAAGAGGAAAACAAAGUCUCGCAAGAAGAAACAAAAGACAGAUAAGCCAUAAUUAAAUAGACCAUGAUGUUUUGCCUUCAAAAUUCAGAAAAAGUGGGCUGCAGUAGUUACCUGCCUUUUAUUAUGGUUUUGCUCUUUAAUUAAACCCAAAAAUUGCACCGCAUAGAUACAGCUACUGACUGCCUUAUGUAUAUGGACCUCUUCCUGUAGCUAGAACCAGUAGUGAGACUAGGGAUGCACCGAAUCCACUAUUUUGGAUUCAGCCGAACCCCCGAAUCCUUUGGGGAAGAUUCGGCCGAAUACCGAACUGAAUCCUAAUUUGCAUAUGCAAAUUAGGGGUGGGAAGGGGGAAAUUUUUUUACUUCCUUGUUUUGUUACAAAAAGUCACGUGAUAUCCCUCCCUGCCCCUAAUUUGCAAAUGCAGAUUCGGAUUCCGGAUUGGCAGGGCAGAAGGAUCCGGCCGAAUCCUGCUGAAAAAGGCCGAAUCCCGAACCGAAUCCUGGAUUUGGUGCAUCCCUAAGUGAGACCGCAGCUUCCAUCACUAGAAAGACUGAAAAAACCUGCUGCUUUUAUAAAUCUGGUGAUGGAUAUAUCAAUAUACAUAGUACAUGGAUUCCAGUCAGUGCUGUCAGCCCACUAUACAUGUACCACCAAUGAACCUCACUAAAAUCCAUGUAUUAUAGAUUUUAGUCUGUUUAUUGGACAUGUCUGAAAAUAAAAACUGCUGGUCCCCCAUUUCUGCCAUUGUAUGGUUUAUUAGCAGAUUAGCAAAUGAAGAGGAGCCGCAGCUAUUGGUCCAAAUGAGAGUAACAAUAGGAAGGUGGCUAUACCAUGAAAGUUUCCUCUUAUAGUAUCUGUCUGUUCAGCACGCAGCCCAAUGGUUAGAUACUAGGAGUGGUCCGUCUAUGUAUGGCUUAAAGGUAACACCUGCACCAAGUACAUUUUGCUUGAACUCAUGUUUUUUAUUGUAAUAAACAGUCUUUCAGAUGGCAAA